CGUCGCUUCUACAUUCGACCUAAGCACCCAAAUCUCUCUACACAAGCCUCAAUGAAACCCUCAAACCAUGUCCAUAUUCCCAUCUUCUGCACUCCUCCAUUGUCCUUCAGCACCAAACGGCAUAGACUUCCCCGCCCACUGGCACCGCUUCACCAACGUUCCAAAUUUCUGGAUUUGCUCCAAAUGCUACGAAGAGCACAUAGCGUCUUCCCCGCUUCUAAUCACCCUAUGUGAGCAAUUCUACGAUGAUCCACUCCCAGGCACGACAUCAUAUUGCGAUUUCAACACUGCGCGAGCGAAACAGCUUUUGCAGAAGACGUUGAGAUCUGGAAAUGCAGAUGAGCUUCUGGCGUUUGCGAAGAAGCGAUCUGAGAUGCCGAUGUGUGAAGGAGACGCUGGCGUGCGAGGCGGAAAAGGUUUGAAUUGGUGGGGCUUGAGAGGAGUUGAGGGAUUCGUGGUAUGUGAGGCUUGUUUUGAAGAUUGGGUUGGUGCUACGCCGUGGGCAGAACGAUUCCAUCUGCGCGAUAGAACGGAACAUGGUGCUGAUGAUCUGUGGAAUUGCGAUUUGGCCGUGCCGUUCAUCAGGAGAGGUCUACUGCAAUAUGCGGCGAGAGACGCGUGGCAGGACUUCGUGGGCGCUUGUCAACGAAGCCUUGCGGCGCCUGCUUGUAGUGGUCUGGUGGUGAGGAGAGGGUCGAGGAAAUGGUUCAGACCGGCUAGACCGCAGCGAAUUGCAAAGAUGCUGGUGUGUGAGAGCUGCUUCUUGAACUACGCUGGUGGCCUGGCUGUUGCCGGGAAUUUCGAGGAAGUGAAGACCUUACCACUCGAAACGGAGACAGAAUGCACAUGUACUUUCAAGCUCCCAGCAUUCAAGGCUUGCAGCGACGCACUGCUUGCGAAGAAACAGGACCUGUGGCAUGAGAUUGUCAUCGAGAUGAUAGCAGAACCAGCAUGCUCAACAGGAGCGAUUACUGAUGUAGACUGGUACGUGUUAACAGAUCCAGACGACUCAAGCGUCGAGGUGCAGGAGUUCGAUGUAUGUGUUGCUUGCUAUGCUGGGCUCUUUAUGGCCACAGAACUUGGACACGUCUUGCGAAGGAAGCGGUAUCCAGUCGGCACAGAGAGGAUUUGCGACUUCAGUCCAACGGCCUCACGAUCCCGGCAGUACCUGCAACAAUGGCGGAGGAUGAAUUUCAUUGGAGAUACCAAUGUCUUCGCGUGUUACGUGAAGCGCGUCUCUUUGCUGCCGUCGUGCCCAGGUUCCUCACCUGUGAAAGACCGAAGGUGGUACGGGAUGGACGAUUUCUACUUCUGCGAAUCAUGUUACGAAGAGAUUGGACGUGGUAGCUUUUUCGCUGCAUCCUUCACUAUCCAGAAUGGAACACAGGCCGAGGCUUACUGCGAUAUGUAUACCGAUAACAUGCGGAGUCGUUACGUCCUUGCUUGCCGGGGAAGGGAUUUGUCCGCGUUCAUCUCGUAUUGCAAGCAGAGAGCUCAAGUCUGGAGAAUGUGUAGAGACAACCUCGAGGUCUCUGCGCAGAUGCAGACCAGCAGCCAGCAGCAAUUGAACGUAGUGGCUUCGACGGGUUUUGUAGGAGAUGUUGGCACGGAAAGAAGCCAAGGUGAUGCAUCUUGGCAUCCACUGACUGUAGGCGCGGAGGCGAUACAUCGGCAUGCUCAAGUCCACGGGCAGCUUAACAUGGCCAAUCAUUCGAAUCCCGUCGACCUCGCCAUAUGGAAGCAAUGGGCAGAGAUGGAAUAAGAUGUUCCCCGUGGACUUGUUUAUAUCCGGUGUCUUGCAUGUCCGUCCUUCACGCCGGCUCGUCGAGUUGUAUGUGUUCGGUUCUAGUAUGGAUCGCAUGUGGUUCCUUUCGAUGCCAUGGCCGAAUUUUGAUGUCGAUACGAUCAGCCUUCGAAGCUCUCACCACUGACUGAGUUGGGGUACCACACUUCAAGAACCCCCAUACAGCUAUCGGCGCAUCGAUUCGUCUUGCUAGCGCCGCGAGAUAGCUAAUGUGCAGAGCUCACUUGCAUCAUGGUGUUCAAUCUUCGGCUACGAAGCUCUUAUCGCGGAUAGGUCAUCGUAUAGCCCACUGCUCUCGCCGCUUUGAUCACUCGUGUCGUUAGGAGGGAAGUUGGAAGUUGUGUCCCGUCGUGGAACACAUCCAGAUGCGU
Cercospora beticola is the source of this 2175-nucleotide messenger RNA. RefSeq lists its product as uncharacterized. NCBI's taxonomy places the organism in Eukaryota, Fungi, Ascomycota, Dothideomycetes, Mycosphaerellales, Mycosphaerellaceae. The record is from RefSeq and is a predicted model, not a curated record.